Molecule: messenger RNA, 2626 nt
Organism: Schistosoma margrebowiei
Lineage: Eukaryota; Metazoa; Platyhelminthes; Trematoda; Strigeidida; Schistosomatidae
Source: the annotation of a GenBank genome assembly
AUGGCGGGUCAUGAAUCUACUAAGAAUUCCAUUAGGCAUCAUGUCCAAGCUUUGUACAAAAUGUUUGGUGUUGAUUUGAUGUGUGAUCCAAAUAUGUACGCGUUUGCAGACAGUCUAGAAAAGAGCACUGAUAAUUCGGCUGACACUCAGUACAACAUUCAUGAUUUAGUUACCAUACUUAGAAACGAUAACCCACAAUACGAUGGAUUUUUACGGCGGUUUGAAGAGCUGAAACUUAAAAACAUUAGGGAACUUUCCUCUUUUGUUUAUCUCUUAUCAAAGCUGAAGUUGGACGACGCUAUACUCAGAAGUUUAGAGUAUCUUCCUUUGUCUACUGAGCCUCUUAAUGGCCAAAGCAAUGUCUCUCCUAUUCCCGUUUGUGGGGAGAAUAUAGCACAUCUUCAACAUGUGAAUGACGAGUCUUGUACACAAGGGUCAAGUUCAGUGCAACCAGUCAAAAAUGAUAGUCUGAGACCCAUGUUUGGUGCGUCAGAUGAAUUAUCUUUGUUUUCAGCAUGUGGUCUUGGCGCAGAUUCCAGUUCAUUUGUUCAGGCUUCCAAGAAUACAUCUAAAAAGUUGGUUUCUAGCAACACAGUCCAACCUCCAACAUUUCCUCUGCAACCAGAGUGGAUAUACUCACGCGAGACGCUUUGGGAUGACUUUCUGUCGAUUUCACCUAAUUCAGAAUCUUUCCAGCAACUCCCCAUCGAAUCUCUUUCAAAUGCUGUCCAGGAAUACGCUGUUGUUAGCGAUCUACUACAGUGUUUGCAAGGUAACCAAGGAGUUUACAUCAAACCUCUGCCUUUAUCGAAUCGUUACGCAGUCCGAUGUUUUAAAGUGGACGAAAAAAUGACUCCCUCUUUAUCAGAUACUGUAAAUAAAAUUCUCCCACUUUGUUCGGACUAUUCAACAGUGGCUAGAUUUAUAGGUGAGAAGUCCACAUUCGAAUAUGGAACGGUCAACCAGGCACUAGCAUGUGCAAUGCGCGGUUUACUUAAGGAUUAUCUUAUUCUGUUAUGUCAACUUGAAUACCAGCAUAAAAUUGGUCAAUUGGGAAUAGUUAAACUCCACUUUUUUUUGCAAGAAACAGCUACCGCUUUUAAUCACUUGACUCGUCUUGUUAAUAAUAUAAACACAGGACAUUCCGAUCAUUAUGAGCUUCCUACGUGUGAAGAACUUGUUUGUAAUAAAGAGCAUUCUGUGUUUCUUAAUAAAAUUGACCAAGCUCAUCUGUACGCAAGCAGUUUAUUAUUGAAUUUGAUGCUGCAACAAAAGGAUUUAAAAGAACACCUAAAAUCUGUCAAGCGUUUCUUUCUGUUGGAUCAAGGUGAUUUUAUUGUUCAUUUUAUGGAUGCCGCUGCAGCAGAAUUACGUAAAAAUAGCGAAAUUAUUUCUCAACUACGUUUAAAUUAUUUAUUAGAAUUAGCACUUCGUACUAGCACUGCUAAUAGUGAUCCAUUCAAAGAUAAUUUAUCCGUUGUGAUAUUUCAGUUUGAUUUAAUCUCUCAAAUUUUAAUGGUUCUACGAGCUGGAUCAGAAGACGUACCGGACAACGUCUUACCGAUCGAGGAUAAAAAUCUUUCAGGACUAGAGGCUUUCUGUUUGGAUUAUAGAGUUGGCUGGCCUAUUGAUUUAGUACUCAAUCGUCAAGUAAUGGAUCGCUAUCAAAUGCUUUUCCGUCAUCUUUUAUACUGCAGACAUGUUGAGAGAUUACUAUGCAACUCAUGGAUUCUAGGCAAACUUGCUCGUAAAUGUGAUAACCUUAUGACUACCUGGUUUACAACCGCUUUUCUAUUGGCCCAACGAAUGCUUAUUUUCAUUCAACAUUUACAGUAUUUCAUGUCUGUUGAGAUCAUUGAACCAGCAUGGCACAAUUUUUUCAAAAGCGUUGACAAAGUAUCUAAUUUGGACUUACUUUUAGAAUCACAUCUACAUUUUUUGGAAGUAUGUAUGGAUGAUUGUUUACUAGCUAGUCCUGACCUAUUAAGUUUAGUUGGAAAAUUAUCUGUAGCCUGUGUAACAUUUGCUAAUUUUAUCCAACACUUGGCGUUCUCUAUAACAGGAAUCAAUUUAUCAUCAUUUGGAGAUAAUGAUCAAUGUAUUGUUUAUUCAUCGCGGCAUAGUAAUGAUAUGGAAAGGCCUUUCCUACACGAUCCAACACCGUCAUCAAAUUUAGGUCGAACAAAGAAUGAUUUAAAAUAUGCACCCCGUGAAUCUACCACUAGUUCAGUAGAAUCUAUGAUGACAAAAGUUACUAGAGAAGAGUUUGGUAGAAUGAGUUUGUCAGAUGAUAUGGCUAAAACGGUUACGAACUUUGAUACAGAUUUCAGUAGAAUGUUAGUUGAACUGCUUGAAAAGGUCAAACAAUAUGCUAAGCAUCACAGCAGACUGUUAAGUCUAGUAUCAAGACUCGAUUUCAAUAAAUUUUACACUGAAUUUGCUAUGCAGUAUGAUCAGAGCGAGCGAUCUCCCGAACCACCUGGUGAUCAUGAACCGUCUCUUGAUAAAGAUACCCUUGUCGAACACAAAUCAGUAUCACAAACAAACUCGGAAUCCGAUAAUGAGGACUAUAUAUAAUUCGUAUUUUCAGUUUCUUUGAAUAAAUUAUUUUCUAUGUAUUCCACUA